This is a messenger RNA of Cladocopium goreaui, 1314 nucleotides long. The record is from the annotation of a GenBank genome assembly. NCBI's taxonomy places the organism in Eukaryota, Dinophyceae, Suessiales, Symbiodiniaceae.
CGACGAACCGCUCUUUGUAUGCUCCCACUGUGGGUAAGACUCCGAGAGUCUAGACAGGCUCGGAGCAGGCAUGGCAGCGACGUCAGCCGGUGCACCUACGCCUUCGCCAAAUGCUCCUGGCCCUACAAGGCCAAGCUCCGAGGCAUUGAACUCUGCUACUUCUGGACCUCGUCCUGGUGCAGGGAAGAAAUGGAGUGAGGUGUGCGAGCAAGUGCAGAAGCCAGAUGGAUCUGUGAGGACGUCACCACCCUUCAAGAGUGCGGCCACGUCCACGGGCGUGUCCCCACCGCGGCUGAGACAUCCCACAGGUUGGUGCCGCCGCCCAAGCCGGGGGCGGACCAGUCUAUGCAGUGGCAUCCCUCCGAAGGAUCCAUCGCGAGCGGGCUCCUCUCGUGGUGCAUCCUCAGGAAAAUCCUCUCGGUCAUCCUCUCGAGACAUUGCGCGGGAUGGUGAUAUCUCUUCCCGGUGUUCAUCAGGUUGUUGGGAAACAUCAACCAACUCUUCAGAGCCUGUCACCGACAUCAUUCCGUCUCCAAUGGAAUCGAAGGGCCUUUUGAUGCCAGACCCGAUCAGGACGGGUAUCAUCCCACCAGCAUUGCUGGCAGAUGAGCCCGGUCCUGAUGCCAAAGUUGAACAUGCUGAGCAGUCGUGCGGCUACAAGGCAGCCGAUUGUGAGACAACAGCGGAAUCGAUGCCUGAUACCAGAGGCGUUGAUGUGUCUGUGGGCAUGCCACUGAGAUGGGAUCCCUUUGGACGAGAUGGUGUUCGUCGCCAAGAAGUCAAGGGCGACUGGACCCCAGAUUCGCUGGCCAAGUAUCUGAAGGGAGUUGCAGUACAAAUUGACAACAACCUCAAUCACGGCCGCUUGCCUACUGCUGAGCGGCUAGAUGCCUUCGUCUCGCGAUUAGUGCUGAAUUCACAGCGGCAGCUGAAACAUGCACCCAAAAAGGUCCGGCACAGGCUACAAGCAACGUUUGCAUUACGCUUCCAGACGUUCUGGAACUUCUCCCGGAAUGAGAAGGUCCGGAACAUCUCUCCAGAAGAGCUGAAGGGGAUCUUGACGGCCCUGGUGGAGAAUCUUUCCAGCCAUCACGACACCCCUGCAGAGCCUCAUACUUUGGCACAGCCAAAACCUUUGCGAUACUACUCCUAUGGCCAGUUGCGACCAGCUGUAGAUGCUACUGCAUAGUGGAGCCUUGCGUUCUCAGCAGAUCGCAUCAGUGCAAGUGUGACUCGACCGCAAAAGGCUGCAACUGGCGCUUUGGAGAGUCAGAUCAAACUCAUUUGGUGGCUGCAGCAAAAAAGUAGGUUGGA